AUGCGAAAGCAGUUUUCGAGACUUUUUGCUACCGCGUGGUUGCUGGGUUCGGUUUUUACAACUUGCGAUGCUGCGACGUCGAAUACGGAUCCGAGUUUGAUAUGGACGAAUCCAGAUGGCAGAUUGCUUGAUUUCGAUACGAAACUUGUGUAUCGAGUGGGUGAUUUAAUUAGACUCUCGUGGAAUGCCUGGCCGUACGAAAAUGUCAUCAAUUCGACGCAAGACAAUGUCGAUUUGUGGCUUACCGCAGAUCAAACGACUUUCACAUUGAGACUUACAAACAAUAUCGAUCUCUUAAAUCCCGGUAGCUUCGACUGGACAAUUGACGUCCCAGCCGUCGACAUCGACGGCGGAACCGGCUUCUUCCUACGCUUCAUGGUACGACAAGAUGGCACAAGUCCCCCCUACGACCGCGACGCAGAAGCCAGUAAUUCCAUCCGCACCCCCGGCUUUCACAUCAACGAGAAAAACGCUCUCAUCACAUCUACGCAAAUCAGAACCGCGACCUUCUCAAGCACUGUAUCCAGAACCGCAACGGCUAGUCUAUCAACAAGUACCAGAGCCUCCUCGAGCAGUAGUUCCGCAGCCGCUACAACCGCGGGACCACCAGCCGUCGCGGGCACCUCAAAAGUUGGUAUAGGAAUGUCACGUCCUUCCGGUCUCUCAGAAGGCGCGAAAGCUGGAAUCGGCGCGGGUGUAGGAAUUGGAGUCUCAGCUCUUUUUGCUAUCGCCGCGCUCUUGUGGUUUAUAAAUCGCAGGCGGAAAGCGGUUGAGGCUGCCAGCGACUCGAAAUAUGAGUCUGUGCCUAACCUCACUGGUGGCCCGGUUCCGGUUACAUCGCAGCCGGGUCAUGAAAAGACUGUGGCGGGUGGUGCUGGAGGGGUGUAUAGGCCUGUGAGUGAAGUGGAUGGCGAUGCGCAUGGAGCGGUGGAGGUUGAUGGGGUGGUUGAUCUUGGGAAGGUUCCGGGGCAUGGGGCUGUUGAGCUGGCGUAG
This is a messenger RNA of Glarea lozoyensis ATCC 20868, 993 nucleotides long. RefSeq lists its product as uncharacterized. The coding region runs from base 1 to 993 and encodes 330 amino acids. The record is from RefSeq and is a predicted model, not a curated record. The transcript has 2 exons. NCBI's taxonomy places the organism in Eukaryota, Fungi, Ascomycota, Leotiomycetes, Helotiales, Helotiaceae.